Molecule: messenger RNA, 1586 nt
Organism: Dendrobium catenatum
Lineage: Eukaryota; Viridiplantae; Streptophyta; Magnoliopsida; Asparagales; Orchidaceae
Product: putative methylesterase 11, chloroplastic
Exons: 5
Coding region: 210-1349 (379 amino acids)
Molecular function (GO): methyl jasmonate esterase activity; methyl indole-3-acetate esterase activity
Source: RefSeq, a predicted model, not a curated record
UGUCGUCUUCCCCUCCCAACCCUUUCCAGUUUCACAGAGCCAGCGAUACCUACAAACAGCAAGCAAACAAGAAGGAAACGAAAAAAGAACUCGGCCGGUGAUUUACCAUUUCCUUCAAUAUUUCUUCAAAAAAUGAAUUUUUUUAGCUCUGACUCAAACCCUAGAAAGAAAAUCGCCCUCCUUUGUUUCCCUUCGUCUCCAACGAAGGAAUGGGUGGAAUGGCGUCAUGUUUCGCCAAGAAGAAUGAAGGGGCGGAAUCGGAUAUUAAGUCCAAUAAGAGGCGGGUGGAGUUGCAGAGUGGGAUGGAUGCGGAUGAAUCGCUGAUUCAGGAGGCUGCGGCGUUGUUGUUGCUUAGGCAGCCGCAGAAUGACAGACUAGACAUGACGCCGGUGUUUGAUCGUUCGUUUUCGGUGAAGUCGCCGUUGAUAGGGAAGAAGAAGCCGCAAGGAUUGCCGAGGAACUCGAGCUCCAGGGCUAGGUCGCUGACUGCCCCCGCCAUUUCGCUGCGAGAGCUUGUGAAUCAGGAAAGAGGACUGGAUGGUUUAGAAACAAAGAAAGUUGUUCUUGUGCAUGGAGGUGGUUUUGGCGCAUGGUGCUGGUACAAAACAAUGACACUUUUGGAGGAUGCUGGAUUUGAAGUCACGGCAAUAAACCUUGCUGGAUCUGGAAUUCAUUCUGUCGAUACUAACAACAUCACAAGUCUUCCCCAAUACGUAAAUCCAUUGAUUAUUUUUCUUGAAAAGCUUGGUGAUACUGAGAAGGUGAUCCUGGUUGGGCAUGACUUGGGUGGAACAUGCAUCUCAUAUGCCAUGGAAGCUUUUCCGGCAAAGAUUGCCAAAUCUGUUUUUCUUGCUGCAGCUAUGCCAAAAAAUGGGCAAAGAACUAUUGACGUGCUCUCUCAGGAGGAAGCUACCAACGAUCUGAUGCAACAUGGUCAAAUCUUUUUGUAUGCAAAUGGAAAAGAUCAAAUUCCUACAGCUAUCAGCUUUGAAACGUCAUCAUUAAAAGAUCUUUUAUUUAAUCAAAGUCCUACGAAGGAUCUCUCUUUGGCAUCAGUUUCUAUGAGACCUAUUCCUUUUGCACCAGUACUGGAAAAACUCGUUCUUACAGAAGACAACUAUGGUUCAGUCAGGAGAUUUUAUAUAGAGACUACUGAGGACAAUGCGUUACCACUUUCCCUGCAACAAAGCAUGUGUGAAACCAACCCUCCUGAGAAGGUUUUUCGCCUAAAAGGCUCAGAUCACUCUCCAUUCUUUUCGAAGCCUCAAGCUCUCCACAAGGUCUUGGUAGAGAUAGCAAUUAUUCCUCCUAAACAGAACUUGAAAACCAACCAUUAUCCUAGCAUGUAAUCCAACCUGUAAGACUAGCUCAUAUGAUGCUAUACAUGUAGAUUUGCAUAAAAAAUUGAACUGAUCAGACUGAAGUUUCAUAUUAAAUACUUUUUUUUUAGGUAUUUCUCUUCUCAUUGCUCAAGCUCCAUGAUGAACUCUUCAGGUUCACACAAGCUCAUCUGGUUUAGAGAAGCAUUAAUGAGUUUCAUACUUGUAACUUAUUUGUAAUGGAAAUGUUUCUAUUCUUAAAGGACU